Naumovozyma castellii is the source of this 336-nucleotide messenger RNA. RefSeq names its product Cmc1p (gene CMC1). NCBI's taxonomy places the organism in Eukaryota, Fungi, Ascomycota, Saccharomycetes, Saccharomycetales, Saccharomycetaceae. The record is from RefSeq and is a predicted model, not a curated record. The coding region runs from base 1 to 336 and encodes 111 amino acids. The transcript has a single exon.
AUGGAACAACCACAGAUGCAACAAAGUAUAAAGCACAACUCACCACUACCAAUCUGGGCUUUGACCCCAGGUGAGGAAAAGAAAGCAAGGAAGAACUUGAAAACUAUGGCUUACGGCAAAUGCGGAGAAUAUAUAAAGGCUCUAGCUGACUGUGCUAAAGAAAAUGGGAUCAAGGUGUUCCCCACUUGCGAUCCUCAACGUAUAAAAAUGAAGGACUGUUUACUGUUUUAUCAAACAGACCCUAAGUUUCUCGACGAGGAGAGAGAUAAGGUCAUUUUGGAAAAGAUAAACAGCCUUGAGAAAAGGUUGAAAGAGAGUAAAUUGAAUAAUAAAUAA